UCGCAAGACUUCAGGACAAGGCCGCGGCAACUCUUCUUUCCCCAGCCGCGCUCGCAGGGCUCAGGGACGCUGUUUACCGGCGGAAAGCCAGGCCCCGCUAGCCCCGUGCGGCUCACACGCCACGGCUGAGAGCGAGGGCGGGCAGGAGGAAAAAAGAAGUCUGAGAUCAUGGCAGGGAAGCCCAAGCUGCACUAUUCCAAUGCAAGGGGGAGGAUGGAGUCAAUCCGAUGGCUGUUAGCAGCAGCUGGUGUUGAGUUUGAGGAACAAUUCAUAGAAAAGAAGGAAGACCUAGAAAAAUUACGCAAUGAUGGAUACCUGCUAUUUCAGCAAGUGCCCAUGGUGGAGAUCGAUGGGAUGAAGAUGGUGCAAACAAGAGCCAUUGCCAGCUACAUAGCUGGGAAGUACAACCUCUAUGGAAAAGACCUGAAGGAGAGAGCCUGGAUUGAUAUGUAUGUGGAGGGAACAAAAGACCUGAUGGACAUGAUUAUGUAUCUCCCUUUUCAACCAGCUGACACGAAAGGAAAGAAUCUUGCCUUAAUCAUUGAACGAGCUACAACCAGAUACUUUCCUGUUUAUGAAAAGGUCUUAAAAGACCAUGGCCAGGAUUAUCUUGUUGGCAACAAAUUAAGCUGGGCAGACAUCAAUCUGCUGGAAGCCAUUUUAAUGGUAGAAGAAUGUAAGCCUGGUAUACUGUCUGCAUUUCCCCUGCUACAGGCUUUUAAAGGAAGAACAAGCAACAUUCCAACAAUCAAAAAAUUCUUACAGCCCGGCAGCCAGAGGAAGCCACCAAUGGAUGAGAAAACUGUUGCCAUUGUGAAGAAGACAUAUGGUAUCUAACUGUGCGGCUGCUUAAGAUAACGUAAUUGUAGUAGAUUACCAGAGCUGUGCCUUAUUAAGUGGAAAUUGUAUAGAUGCAUUCUGUAGUUUGCAUCAUAUAGCCAGUGAUGUCCUAAUCAUGGAAACAAAAUACACUUUUAAGCUACAGAAAAAGUAAAAUUUGUAUAGGUUGAGUCCAGAAAAUAGUAUUUUGUGGAGCAGUUGCAUGAGAAAAAGUUAGCUGAUACUUUAUGUUUCUUUGAUGCCAGUAUGUGCCUGGAAGUGUAAAAUGUUUCAGCUACAGGUUCCAGAAUACUGCAGAAAGAUUCCCCUCCCCCUGCCCUUCAUCAAGUAAAUAAAAAAUACUAAUAAAUUAAACUCAUGAUAUGUGGAGACAGUGUUCUCACAGGAGAAUGGAUAUUUGGUACAUGAACUCUGAAUAACUCUGAAAGAUACAGCAAGGCCAUGGGAGG
Messenger RNA from Melopsittacus undulatus (budgerigar), 1289 nucleotides. Its product is annotated as glutathione S-transferase-like. Bases 169 to 837 code for a protein of 222 amino acids. The record is from RefSeq and is a predicted model, not a curated record. Gene Ontology annotation, molecular function: glutathione transferase activity. The transcript has 7 exons. Gene Ontology annotation, biological process: glutathione metabolic process. Lineage: Eukaryota; Metazoa; Chordata; Aves; Psittaciformes; Psittaculidae.